CACGGAAGGAGACAAACAGAGAGGAAUUCUACAGAAUUCUAGAGAGGCCUUUCAAGUACCAAGUGAAUAGAAUCCCAUUUGAAGAAACUCAAAGAAGAAAUCCGCUCCCCACGAUGGUGUCUCCUGGGUUACAAAUUCUGGGUGCAGCUCUAGGGAUCUUGGGCUGGAUAGGUGUCAUCGUUGUGUGCGCCAUUCCCAUGUGGAAGGUCACUGCCUUUAUUGGCAGCAACAUUGUGACCUCGCAGACUAUAUGGGAAGGUAUUUGGAUGAGCUGUGUGGUCCAGAGCACAGGCCAGAUGCAGUGUAAGGUCUACGACUCCAUGCUGGCCCUCAGCUCUGACCUCCAGGCUGCUCGGGCCCUGACCAUCAUCUCCAUCAUUGUGGGCAUCCUGGCUAUCCUGCUCUCCGUAGCUGGGGGGAAAUGCACCAACUGUGUGGAGAAUGAGUCAUCCAAGACCAAGGUGGCCAUUACAGCUGGAGUUAUGUUCAUUGUAGCUGGGAUCCUUUGCCUCAUCCCUGUCUGCUGGACGACCAACACCGUCAUCCAGGACUUCUACAACCCGCUGUUGAUCAGCGCCCAGAAGAGAGAGUUGGGUGCUGCGCUCUACAUAGGGUGGGGAGCAGCCGCCUUGAUGCUGAUCGGAGGGGGAAUUCUCUGCUGCAACUGUCCCCCUAAGGAUAAUAGCACCUACAAAACUGCAAGGUACAACGCUGCCAAAUCUGAGGCCUCAGCACCAGCGUCUGGGAAAAACUUUGUCUGAAACAGAU
Molecule: messenger RNA, 768 nt
Organism: Perca flavescens (yellow perch)
Lineage: Eukaryota; Metazoa; Chordata; Actinopteri; Perciformes; Percidae
Product: claudin-4
Exons: 1
Coding region: 114-761 (215 amino acids)
Cellular component (GO): bicellular tight junction; membrane
Molecular function (GO): structural molecule activity
Source: RefSeq, a predicted model, not a curated record